Molecule: messenger RNA, 1116 nt
Organism: Mycena citricolor
Lineage: Eukaryota; Fungi; Basidiomycota; Agaricomycetes; Agaricales; Mycenaceae
Source: the annotation of a GenBank genome assembly
AUGAAUACAACGAUCGACGACACGGACUCGAACUACUUCCAGUUCGUGCAAGACAUUUACGCGAACCCGCCGUCCUGGGCGGCGAUAACGCCCGCGACGCCGUGUCUGUACUGCUCCGCACAGCCUCAGACGGCACACAUACACAAUCAGACAUGGCACGACGGAUCGGUGGGCACGCAGGGAUCGUUGACGUUCCAGGGAUCGGCGGUGUACAUAUACGGCAUCGAUCUCACGCCCUCGGCGAACACCACGUUUACUCUGGAAAGCCGGACGACAACGCACUAUUAUAACGGGACGAACCAGUUCGUGUUCGACGCGCUGUAUUUUUCCGCCACUGGCCUUGAAGAAGGCGUAAAACAUACCGUGUCCUGGGUCGUGGGCAAAGGGCUCACGAAUGGGACGUCUGCAUUGAUCGACUACGCGGUAAUCACUGCGUCGGCAGCGAGUCCAAAUUCAUCACUCGAUAGUACGACAGCCUCGUCGCCUUUGCUGCACAAGAAAUCGAACACGGGGGCUAUUGCCGGGGGAACCGUUUCAGGAGUCGUCGUCCUUCUCGGACUUGUUUUACUGUUGUUCUCCCUGACGAGGUGGAGGAGAAGGAGAGGACUGGGGACACAGGCCGACGAGGCUGACGACUCGGAUGCGGGUCCUCGAGUGCGCAAUUUGCGCAAUCGUCAGCCCCAGCUGCCAGUUCAGCCAUUUGUCGACACUUCGUCUGCGCCGGUAUCAAUUUUACAACCCUACGCGACUACUCCAGCUUCAGCCACGACUCAGACGGAUCCGCAGACGCCCGCUCAGAAUGCCGAAUCAAGCACGACAUCAUCUUCUGGCUACUCGGAAUCACGGCUGGACUCCAAGACGAUGGACACAAGCUGGAUGAAUGCGCGCGAGAACGGCUCCUUGACAUCGCUUUCGACGAGUGUGGGUCCCCGCGCUCCCUACAGCCACCCCUACGCGGACUCGUCUGCUGAAGCGUCUACGAUGAUCUCCGGCUCUUCGGCGCGCGAGCGUUUCUUAGAGGACCGGCUCGCCGUUCUCGAAGCACACGUGCUGGCUUCGGAGCCGCCGCCGUAUCAGCAGCCGCUUACACCAGCACGUGCUGCGUCCGCGGCGUGA